This is a messenger RNA of Aspergillus terreus NIH2624, 711 nucleotides long. RefSeq names its product tyrosine phosphatase family protein (gene yphA). Gene Ontology annotation, molecular function: phosphatase activity; inositol diphosphate tetrakisphosphate diphosphatase activity. The transcript is spliced from 4 exons. NCBI's taxonomy places the organism in Eukaryota, Fungi, Ascomycota, Eurotiomycetes, Eurotiales, Aspergillaceae. The record is from RefSeq and is a predicted model, not a curated record. Gene Ontology annotation, biological process: protein dephosphorylation. The coding region runs from base 1 to 711 and encodes 236 amino acids. Gene Ontology annotation, cellular component: cytoplasm.
AUGUCGAGCCUUUCCUCUGCAGUCUAUCCUAUGACGGAUAUCUCAAUGGCCAUUCCCCUCACCCAAACCAACCCCAAUCCUGUAUACGAAGAUCAAGCUGAGAAAGAGCGCCUUAAGAGCCAACCGGUGGGGCCGGAAUUCAUUCCUCCUCCCAAUUUCGGAGAGGUUGUCAGGGGUGUAUAUCGCAGUGGUUUUCCAAGCGUUUGGCAUCUUCCCUCGCUAAAAACGUUGAAUCUGCGAUCGGUUCUCACCCUGGUGGAAGAACCCUACACGAUCCCCAACUACACAAAUAUCCUCAGAGACAAUGGGAUCAAUCAUUUCUGUAUAAAGGUCCUCCCAAACAAGGACCCUGCCAUCAAAACUUCACAACAGACCAUGAACGAGAUCCUCGAAAUCAUUCUCAACAAGGCCAACCACCCCAUCUUGGUCCACUGCAACAAGGGAAAACAUCGUACGGGAUGUGUGAUCGCUUGUUUCCGGAAGCUCCAAGGCUGGAAGCACGACGAUGUCAUCAACGAGUAUCUCAAGUACGCGUGCCCAAAGUCGCGAGUCUUGGAUCUGGAGUAUAUCGAUGCGUUUGACGCUUCCAAACUUGCUCAUCGAGCCCUUGCUGUGAACGCAGCUUCAUGGCAACCGUCAGGGAAGUACGAGGACCUGGAGCCGAAGGAUGCGGACUUGGUAGCCUAUGAAAACUUCCACGCAUCCGUCUAG